AUGUCGUCAGAAUUAGCUGCAGAAUUGGGGUUUGACCCCUCUAUGAAAAAGAAGAAGUCUUCGAAGAAGGUGGCACCGGAAAAUCUCGAUGCGGUCAUUUCACAAUCUGAAGCAGAUGUUAACGAUGAUCUAUUCGCUGGAUUGAAGAAAAAGAAGAAGAAGAAGAGUAAAGCAGCUUCUGAGGAACCCACGGACUCCACAGAUGACAUUUCGGAAGCAUUGGGCGAACUAAAAUUGAAGAAAAAGAAGAAAAAGGCAAAGGAGACGGAUUUGGACGAUUUCGAACAGCAACUGGCCAAGGCUGGUGUCAAGGUCGAUGAAACUACUAGUAAAGAGAGCACUCCAGUGAUCGAAUCGACGCUUCAACAGGAAGUCGGUUUGGGGUACCCCGAUUUACUUCACAGAUUUUUCGAGAUCCUGAAAGCUAACAACCCAGAACUAGCUGGUGACAGAUCCGGACCAAAGUUCAGAAUUCCACCUCCUGUGUGUUUGCGUGAUGGUAAGAAGACCAUUUUCUCUAAUAUCCAGGACAUCUCCGAGAAAUUGCAAAGAUCCCCAGAGCAUCUUAUCCAAUAUCUGUUUGCUGAAUUGGGUACCUCUGGUUCUGUGGACGGGCAGAAGAGACUAGUCAUCAAGGGUAAAUUUCAAUCUAAACAAAUGGAAAACGUUUUGAGAAGAUACAUCUUGGAAUAUGUCACCUGUAAGACAUGUAAGAGCAUUAACACAGAGUUGAAGAAGGAACAAUCCAACAGAUUGUUCUUCUUGGUCUGUAAAAGCUGUGGUUCGACAAGAUCCGUGUCCUCCAUCAAGACUGGUUUCCAGGCUACCGUCGGAAAGAGAAGGAGAAUGUAA
Messenger RNA from Torulaspora globosa, 852 nucleotides. It is a transcript of the gene SUI3, whose product is annotated as translation initiation factor eIF2 subunit beta. Lineage: Eukaryota; Fungi; Ascomycota; Saccharomycetes; Saccharomycetales; Saccharomycetaceae. Gene Ontology annotation, cellular component: eukaryotic translation initiation factor 2 complex. The record is from RefSeq and is a predicted model, not a curated record. Gene Ontology annotation, molecular function: mRNA binding; translation initiation factor binding; translation initiation factor activity. Bases 1 to 852 code for a protein of 283 amino acids. The transcript has a single exon. Gene Ontology annotation, biological process: formation of cytoplasmic translation initiation complex; formation of translation preinitiation complex; translational initiation.